Messenger RNA from Ambispora gerdemannii, 440 nucleotides. The record is from the annotation of a GenBank genome assembly. Lineage: Eukaryota; Fungi; Glomeromycota; Glomeromycetes; Archaeosporales; Ambisporaceae.
UACACGCUGUCCCAAUCCACGAAUGAACAACAAUAACAACAGGAACAAUAAUGUACUCACCCGAUAUGGCAAUAAUCAACUGACUGUGAAAAACAAUAGUCGACCGAAUAUGAAAAAUCAAUCGACAAAUAAUGAACUCGUCCAGAAUAAUGAUACCAACGCUGUUCUACUUGCACAAAUUCAAGAAUUAACCAAUGCACUCCAACAACAGAACAGUAGUAACUCUUUGUUAGGUACACACGGAUCUCUGGCUGGAGAAAAGAAAUCUCGCCAGGACCACCGGUAUAAUCCAUUAAACAAGAAGCAUCAUACUCGAAGUACCGUCAAUGAAAACGAAGAAGUCGAGGAAGAAGUAAUUAUCGGAGACGAUGAUAUGGAAGAAGCCGGCCCGUCGAAAAUAAAUGAUAAAGAAGGAUUAAUAGAAGAAAAGAAGAAGGCUC